Molecule: messenger RNA, 867 nt
Organism: Tuber aestivum (summer truffle)
Lineage: Eukaryota; Fungi; Ascomycota; Pezizomycetes; Pezizales; Tuberaceae
Source: the annotation of a GenBank genome assembly
UCCAGGAUCGGUAGAGUUGCAUCUGCAAUUGCUUCCAAGAACAAGAUUCCAUGAUAUGAAAGGUCUGUACCCUUGAUACAGGAUUCUUCCUAUUCAUCAUUCUUAGCCCCAGCUUCGCAGAUGUAGGUAAGACGGGGGGGUCUACGAACCUGUAGCUCACGAAUUGCUCCCUCGAGAAUAGUUUCAUUUUCUUCCACUUUUCCGCCGAAGCCAUUGUCUAUUACUGUUAGCCAUAUCCUUGAUUUCUCCAAUUUCAUCCAAACAAGAGCAGACGUGACUCACAUUUUCCCAUACCAAAACCCCUUUUCUUAUAACCAAGGAGAAUCCGCUUGUUCUCGAGGUCCAAGGGCAUUAUGAGGGUAUAGAGCUUCCUCUUGAUGGGAGCGUAAACGGACAUUGUAGUUGUUCUUUUACCCAACAGCAAGGUCUUUUAGGGCGGUAGAGCGGAUGGUUUGUUAUGGUUUGAGCAGGGCGCGGUAGGGAGUCAAUGCCACAACAGGUAACUUACAGUACGAGACGCUGAUAAGAUUGCGGAAUAAAGUUUUUCCGCCUUCCUAGUUUCUGGUGAGCUCAGACUCAAACCGACUGCAUUCAUGGGCCUAUCCAGAGAUAUGAUACUAUGAUACCACUCCCAUACAUACUCCGGUUUCUUAAGCCCUGAUUGGCAUAUUAUAGAGAAAGAGCUUCGGAUACAGAGCGGGUAUUCUAACUUUCCGGCUAGGGCUUUUCUUUAUAUCUUAUUUAUAUGGUCCAACCUGUAGGUCUCCAUAGGGUAGCUACAUUUGAACGUGGUUUCUUUUUUUGGCACUUUGGCCAAAAGAAUUUGGGGUUCAAUAGAACGAUUCAUUUUUUUUUACACGGGAUGCC